This is a messenger RNA of Suillus discolor, 1328 nucleotides long. RefSeq names its product NAD(P)-binding protein. The transcript has 4 exons. The coding region runs from base 14 to 1117 and encodes 367 amino acids. The record is from RefSeq and is a predicted model, not a curated record. NCBI's taxonomy places the organism in Eukaryota, Fungi, Basidiomycota, Agaricomycetes, Boletales, Suillaceae.
GCCCGAUACCAUUAUGGCCAGUAUUCAUACAAACCCUGCUGUCUUGUUCGGCGUAGAGGGACAAGUCGCUGUGGUCACAGGGGGUGGCACCGGUAUCGGACUCAUGAUGGCUACUGCAUUAGAGAACAACGGUGCCACCGUGUACAUUAUUGGUCGAAGGCUUGAAGUCCUAGAAAAGGCUGCCAAGGAGAACAACAAAUUCGGAAAUCUCAUCCCGCUACAGGGUGACGUCACGUGUCGUCAGUCUCUCACACAGCUCGUCGAGACUGUUACAACACGCCAUGGCUAUAUCGACCUCCUUGUCAAUAAUGCCGGCAUCUCCCGCAAUCUUUUGCCCCCGAAAUUACCAUCCCCUCUGGAUGACCCUGCAGAUGCCUCCCCAUCCAUCAAGGCGUUCCAAAGUGUCCUAUGGGAUACUGGAUCGCCAGAAGGUUUUGCCGAGACGUUCGAUACGAACGUCACUGCCGUUUAUUUCACUACUGUUGCCUUCCUCGAAUUGCUUCAUCUUGGCAAUCUAAGAAAGGGUAAUUUACCACCUGUCAUAUCGCUGCGUCCACCAGGUUUCAACAAGGAACCCUGUGACAAUAAUGUUUCAAACGAUCAAGGCUUCACAUCCUCCAGCCCCUCAGUAGCCCAUCAUUCCUCGCCUCCAACACCCCUCUCACCUUUUACAUCCCUUCCUGCAGAAUCGCCUGCCACUAAUUCCACUCAGGCCGCUUAUCCUCCGGAGAAAUGCAUUCCACAGCCGACAUCUCAAGUUAUCACCAUAUCCUCAUCUGGCUCCUUUCGUAUCGAUGCGCGAGUCCUAUCUAUCUCUUACACGAUGUCAAAGAAUUCUUGCACGCACCUUGGAAGGCUUCUGGCUAACCUUUUGGCUGAUUGGGGUAUCCGUUCCAAUGUACUAUGCCCAGGCGUCUUCCCAAGCGAAAUGACAUCAACUCAACACCUCACACCUGCUCUUUUGGCUCAAGCCGUCCCUCUUGGGCGCGCAGGCACCCUGUCUGAUAUUUCCGGUCCUAUUCUUUUCCUAGCUGGCCCUGCAGGAGCGUACGUUAACGGCGCAGUGUGGCUGGUUGAUGGGGGACGAGUUGGCUCUGUCGCCAGCUCCUAUUACUGAUUCGACUGGGUGCCUCGGCCCACAUGUUUGUUUGUACCCCGCACUUAUUCAUGAGCGGUUCAAUGAUUAUCAUGUCGCCCAGCUACCGAACCAAACACCCUCAUCCGCGGCUUUCAUGAUUCCUUUUUUUUCAUCUGCGCUGACUCGGAAGGGGGCUGUUGAUAUUAUUAUCUUAUCAUCAAUUUCAUGCUGUUUUGCUUUGAUUCAUGAU